This is a messenger RNA of Psilocybe cubensis, 2793 nucleotides long. RefSeq lists its product as uncharacterized. The record is from RefSeq and is a predicted model, not a curated record. The coding region runs from base 1 to 2793 and encodes 930 amino acids. Lineage: Eukaryota; Fungi; Basidiomycota; Agaricomycetes; Agaricales; Agrocybaceae. The transcript is spliced from 7 exons. Gene Ontology annotation, biological process: microtubule-based movement. Gene Ontology annotation, molecular function: microtubule binding; ATP binding; microtubule motor activity.
AUGAGCCGCAAUGGAACGGUUCCCAGCACACCUUCCAGGGCAAAUCGUACGACACCCUUCACGCCCAAACGAUCCUUGUCUGUGCUGUCGACUUCAUCGUCGACAAGUUCAACUAGCACCACUACAGACCAGCAGUUGAAUGCUCGACUUUCUCGCGCCAAUCAACCAGUUCUGCUCAAUUCUACUCACAAGAAGUACAAAGCCACAUUAUCAGUUGAAUCGCGAUCGAAGACUCUCAGGCCGAAGACACCAUUGAAUCCAGUCCCUGGGACGCCGACGAAGAAAGAUGGUACACAUAGUAGACCAAGGACACCAGUUACACCCAGAAGCAGAAGUGGAGCUGAAAGUCCAAUGCUAUCUCCAUCGAAGAGCGAGAUGGAUGUUAGUAAUGUCGAUCCUGAACAAGUUCUCGUCGAUUCGCAGACCGUAGAGCCAGGUGAUGUGAGUGGAGAGAUUGACGAAGCAUGGCUGAAAGCGGCGGAACUCAACCACGGAAAACAAGAUAAAGUUAUGGUAUCCAUCAGAAUACGUCCGACAGAUUCAGACUCUGCUUGGAUCCCCAAUCAAAAUACCAACUCACUAAAGCUUGAUCCCAAUUUUGCGAAACACGCCACCACCACCUCAUCUUCGUUAUCUUCAUCCUUUAACUUUGAUGCCGUACUUACCGGGUCAGCGAACAAGCCCGUUUACACCACCGUUGCAAGAUCUCAUGUUCAAGCUGCGAUGGAGGGGUACAAUGCAGUUAUAUUUGCCUAUGGACAAACAGCAUCUGGAAAAACUUUCACGCUCUCCGGAGACGAAACUGAGCCUGGUAUCAUCCCCCGCGCCAUGCGCGAUGUGUUCGGGUUCAUCAAGAGGACGCCAGAGAGGGAAUACCUCCUUCGAUGCAGUUAUCUUGAGAUAUACAACGAAACAGUCGUCGAUCUCCUGGCCCCACCAAUGAUGGCCAAGUCUAAUCCAGUUCAAAUUCAAGGUGGAGCCGGAGGAGAUGUUAUUCUUACUCCUCUAAGAGAGGAAGUCGUCACGAGUUUGAAAGGUGUCAAAGACGUUCUAAAACGAGGAGAGGGGAAUAGGCGGACUGCGUGUACGGAUUGGAACGAGCGAUCUAGUCGGAGUCACAGUGUAUUUCGUCUGGUUGUGGAGAGUCGUGAACGGGGGGCGUCAGGGUCGUCAGACGACGAUGAUGAGGAUGAGCCUAGUACGCCCGCGUCCGCGAUGAACGGCAGACAGACUCCAGGCUUUGCUGGGCGACAGACUCCAGGUCUUGGCGGCAGACAAACCCCAGGACCUAACGGCAGGCAUACACCUGGAUUAGGUGGACCCAGGCUUCAGGCAAGAGGCGGGCGGUCGGUUCAAACAUCUGUGCUGAGUCUUAUUGAUUUGGCUGGUUCGGAGAAAGCUACUUCUGACAAGGAAAGAACUAGAGAAGGAAAGUACAUUAAUACGAGCUUACUCACAUUGGGCACUGUCAUUGGCACUUUGGCUGACAAUGCAGCGAAGAACAAGGCGGAUCACGUACCAUACCGAAAUUCGAAGCUGACGCGUAUGUUGCAACCGUCACUGUCAGGAAAUGCACGAAUUAGCGUUAUUUGCACCAUUAAUCCUGAUGCCGGGGCCAUUUCCGAAAGCAUGAGUACACUGCUUUUUGCAAAGAGAAUCAAGAACGUACAGCUGAAUGCCAAGAAGAAAGAGGUAGUUGACACCGACGCCCUGAUCGAACGCUAUCGUAAGGAGAUUGAAGAGCUGAAGGCUCGUCUUGCUGAACGCGAGGCUGAGGUGCCAGCACGUUCUCGACGACUGUCCGCUCGUGAACAAAUUGAUGAAUCCCGUGCUAUGCGCGACCUGAAUGGAAGAAUCCAGCAACUAACGAAGCUCAUCCUGACGAGUGCGACUGUGGAAGAGACCAAGGUGGAUGAUGAUGAUGAGCGGGCCGCCAGUCCGGUCAAGAUCGACUUUGACAUGUCGCCGUAUCAGCUUCAGCAGGAACUACUUGCCGCGCGUUUACAGAUCGAAUCCCAGGCCAACCAGAUAUUGUCACUGGAAGCAUCGCUCCUUGCGCGACCCCCGUUACCCGCGGACGCAUCGGAGAACGAGAAGGACAAGUUAAUCGCGGAACAAACGAAGACAAUACGUGAGCUUGAGAUUGUGGUUCGCGGGUAUGAGGAAAAUCUAGGUGAACCUUUGAGGAAAGUUAAAGAGGAUGUCGAGAAGGAAUGGAUGGAAAAACUCGAGGAAGAGCAGAGAAAGACUGAGAAAAGCGAAAAAUGGGCUGAAGAGCUUGUUAAAGCCCUGGAGAAAGAAAAGAAGGCCAGGCAAACUUUAGAAGAAGAACGGCGCGCGCUGGCCACCUUUGUGACACGCUUUGAUUCGCUGGGUCUCGGACAAACCAUUCCUCCUACAAAACUGAAAAUGCCCACACAUGGAGGCGCGAUGGCGACUUACAACGAGCGGCGGCAAUCACGAUCGUUUUCUGCGCGCCUGCCGCGGAUUUCGGAUGUCACCGUUAUGCGCGACAUGACCGGUAACACCGAGUCGAGCCCAAUGCGCCUUGACCGCGCUGGCGCGCGUUCGCAGCCGAGUUUGUUUGAUCAGGAUAUGCUGGAGGAAUUAGGCGGGGCGGCUGAUGUGAGCUUUGAUGAGUUGGAGGUGGAAAGACAUCUCCUAGACACUUCGAUAUACAUCGCACAGCCCCUAUCUUCCAAUGUCGCGGAGAAACUGGGCCACGGAGUUGAUAAGACUGCCUUGGUGAGGCCACGAGACGUAUUUGGGGAUAAGGAAAACAUUCUCCCGUAG